AUGCCAAGAGAUCCCAACAUUCAAAUCUAUGUGGCAGCCCGCGCCCUCGGUGAUAUUGUGCGCAAGCUUGGCGAUCGGAUUCUUGCGGACAUAAUUCCAAUUUUGGAGGCCGGUCUUGAUUCCGAAAUCACAGAUCAGCGUAGAGGCGUUUGCACUGGUCUGAUUGAGUUAAUGAGAAAUUGCACCAAAGAACAGCUCUCAAGCGCUAACUACAGCAGCGACUUCAUCGUCUUUAUCCGGCGCGCCAUCUCUGAUCAUCAGCCCGAAGUGCGGCGUGCUGGAGCCCGAGCUUUCGAUCUUCUCCACAAUAGUCUUGGUGUACGUGCUAUUGAUGGCUUGCUGCCUGAUUUGCUGGCUCAGCUUGACGCCUCACAACAGGAUUCGGCACAGCAUGCAGCAACGCUGGAUGGUCUUCGCCAGUUACUUACGGUCAAAAGCAAAGCAGUAAUGCCACAUCUUGUACCUAAGGUAAUUUCAUGCGGCAGUCCUAUUAUCUAUUUUUUUCGGCCUUACAAUCAUAUGUGA
Molecule: messenger RNA, 525 nt
Organism: Protopolystoma xenopodis
Lineage: Eukaryota; Metazoa; Platyhelminthes; Monogenea; Polystomatidea; Polystomatidae
Source: the annotation of a GenBank genome assembly